Molecule: messenger RNA, 927 nt
Organism: Owenia fusiformis
Lineage: Eukaryota; Metazoa; Annelida; Polychaeta; Sabellida; Oweniidae
Source: the annotation of a GenBank genome assembly
CGAUUGCUCCCGGAAGUUGUCAAUUUUUGAUUUGCACUUUGCAGCUCUGUGGGUUGAUACAGAUGAUCCCCGAGAUGAACUGAAAUAAAACUUUUGGAGGACACCCAUCUAAGAAUUUAAGCUACCCUUGAACUCAAAAGCUCACCAUUAAUUGAUGUGGACUCUGCAGUCGAAGACUUCGACGGAAUGUGAUCAAAUAUGUCUUAGGUUUCGGAUGCUACAGUAGAUACCUGAUAACAGAACAAUCAUCAAUCCAUGGAUCCUUAGUGAUUCAUGUGCACAUAACAUUACGGUCAUAGCGCACAAUUUUUAUGAAUCUUGGGAAUCUUGCGGUUCAGGCUGUGAUGACAUCAUCCUGCACCGAAUCAGAGAUGAACUGUGUCAUUCAUUGGUUCACCAGUUGGACCACAUUUCAAAGGGCAGACUUUGGAAAAGAACUCCUAAAAAUUGCAGUUCCUGAAAGUGUUGAUAAUUUAUUUGAAGCAAUGGGUACACUAAAUGUAAAUAACAAGCCUCCGAGCAUAUUUAAAUGCCAGCUAAAGCUUUUCUUACAGUGGUUCGACAAUUGGAAUGAAGCAGAACGGAAUAAUUUAAUGAUAAGAAUUCAGCAAUGCGACCCUUCAUUCAUGGCUGAGCUCAAUGCGGAGAUUGCACAAUUAAAGCAGAAUUUAUAGGACACCGAUUUGAAAGCUGAUACUCAAUGAGAAAAUACUAUGAAGGUUUCAUACUUUUCCCGAACUUUCUCUUGAAAUCAUAUUGUUUUGUAUUUGGAGACACAUUUACAUGUAUAACUCUGUAUUCAGUUAAAAAAACAUACAAACAAACCACCUUUCUUUCACCUACAUGUACAAUGACUUGGUACAACACUACAUGUACAAGUAACAUGUACUGUAAGUUGCUUCAAUUUGGCGCUAUUUAAUUUGGCGG